Danio rerio (zebrafish) is the source of this 6386-nucleotide messenger RNA. NCBI's taxonomy places the organism in Eukaryota, Metazoa, Chordata, Actinopteri, Cypriniformes, Danionidae. The record is from RefSeq and is a predicted model, not a curated record.
GUUUGUUGUGUUUGUUGGGUGUUACGGAAAUCACAGAGAUACAUGUAAACAUAAGGGCUUAGUCUUUGUGAUCAGUACACUUAUCGUGAUAACCAGCUCUGGACCCUUUCUGAGACAGUAAGAAGGAUAGUAAUAGCUUAAUGAACAAGUCGCUGCAGUUGUUUUCCUCUGCGGAUGGUCAUUCGGUAUCCAGCCCAGGACUCUAGCAAUGAUAUCACCUCUUGCAGUCAGGAAGCUGCCAGUCUGCCAAGAGCCUUUCCCACGGAAUCACCUCACUCUUCCCACUGCAUGGCUUGAAUGAGAGACCUCUUUGUGUCUGACACACAAACUUAGAAAUGGAGAUGGAGAGACGGAGUAAAAGAGGAACAAAGGAGACCCAGGCUGACACAGAAGAGCUGCGUACAUCCAACCAUGUCUGUAGAGAUGAUGAUGCAGUCCUGCCUUAUGGACCGGAGCAGCAGCUUCUUUAAGCUGAUUGACACAUUCUCAACGGAGAUCUCAGAGUUGAAGCAGGAGAUGGUUCAGCCAGCCAGAGAGCCGGAGACUGAAAUCUUACAGGGUCUGGAAGGAGAGGUGAGUGGUCUAUUCCUGCAGUCGUCUGCCUGUGCUGGUGUGCCAGGAGUGAGGGAUUCUGGAUAUGAUUCAUUACGCAGACGCAUGAGCAUGCUGGACAGACUGAUGCAGACACACUCUGUAUGGCUGCUGCUGUCACUCAGCGAUGAUGAAGCCAGACACAUUCUGCAGCCGCAGCCGGCAGGGAGUUUUGUGGUAAGGAGGUGUUAUAAACUGCAGAAAAAGGUGAUUUCCCUCCGGAUGGACAGUGACACAUUGAUUGUUCGGGACUUUCCUGUUAAAGAGAGUCAAUAUACUUUUUCCCUGGAGGGCUCAGGAAUCAGCUUUGCAGACCUCUUUCGUCUGGUGGCGUUCUGCUGUAUCAGCAGAGACGUUCUGCCCUUCACCCUGAAGCUUCCUGAAGCUAUUGCGUCUGCAAAGACCCCAACAGAUCUAGAGGAAGUGGCUAAGUUGGGAAAAGGUUUUUGGGACUCGGAACUGUGCAAUAAGAACAAGUCUUCUGUGUCUGGGGAAACUGCUUGUGAUGGUUCAAAACAGAGACUAAAAAGAAGUCCAGCCGUCCCGUUUACCCGGACCCCUUCUGAACUUGAAUGCAGCCAAUCCAACGGUGCACUUUGCUUCAUCAAUCCCCUCUUCCUGCAGACACACCAAUCUAACCCUUCACCCAAAAAGCAAGAACCAUCCCCAGGUGACGAAGGUGGUGGCUCUCAGCACCACCACAGAGCUCUGCACAGAACAGGUCAGCAGCAAGGGGACAGCAGCGUAUUCUGCCGUAAAACACCAAGCAAACCCCACAUAAGUGUGAGCAGAUCUGAGAGCGAGAGAUCACCGCCGCCUAGGCCUCCACCUCCACGUUUUGGUUCCAGCAGAUCAGCAGUUCUUCGCAAACAGAAGACCAUGCCUGAAACAGUUUGUUGGAUCAAAACACCUCAGGAAAAGACCAGCCUGCUGGGGAGAUUGGGAUCAUCCUUCAUUUCCUUAUCUCCCUCAUCCUCCCCACCGAAAAAGUUCAGCAAACCCAUCCUGGUGCCCUCGGCCCGCAAUAAGAACUCCUCCGGUCUGCUUGAUGCGGACGGUAUCCGAUGCCACAUGGCUUUGGAUGAUCAAACCAUUGAGGAUGCAGUGUCUUGGAGUCUGGCCAAGCUAUCCUCUCGUAACCCCACUGCCAUGGAGAAUGGCAGCCCCGCGCAUGAGCACUGCUCCACCGGGCGAGAGCGUCUGAGCGACAUCAGCAUCUCCACCUCGUCUUCAGACUCUCUUGACUUCUCCCACAGCUUUCCACUCCCCAUGGAGGCCAGUCCCUCCAAAACGGACCGUCCCACUGGCGACAGCAGCCAAGAAGAGGAAGAAGAUGAUGGUAUCAAUUUGGAGAGUGAUCAAGAGGUGCCUUCACCUUUUAAAUCAAAGAAGCAGAACAGCGCAGGGACAUUUGUGUUGCCGCGAGCACUGAGAGGACAGUUGCGCAAGAUGAGCGACGUUCUCAAUUCUCUGAUGACGCCCGAAAGGAGAGCCAUUCGGAAGAUCGUUGAGCAGUCUAGGGAUAAAGGCACUUACUUUGGCUGCCUCGUGCAGGACUACGUGAGUUUCCUGCAGGAGAACCGGGGAUGCCACACAUCAGGCUUGGAACUGCUUCAGACACUCAGACAGUUCAUGACCCAGAUGAAGUCCUACUUGUUGCAGAGCUCAGAGCUUGACCCACCCAUUGAGUCGCUUAUCCCGGAGGAUCAAAUCGAUCAGGUAAUGGAGAAAGCCAUGCACAAGUGUGUGCUGAAGCCGCUGAAGCCUGUGAUCGAGGCAGCUCUGCGAGACUUCCAGUUGAGCAGCGGCACCAUGCAGCAGCUGAAGGAGAAUCUGCUUCUGGCCAAAGCCAAGCAGCCGCAGGAAAUGGGUGUAGAUGGAGCUCGGCCCCCCGACCCGGUGGCCAUAGAGAAGAUCCGACACAAAUUCAACAACAUGUGCAAGAUGUACUCACCAGAGAAGAAAGUGUCUCUGCUGCUCAGUGUGUGCAAACUUAUCUACACCAUCAUGGAGAACAACUCAGGGAGGAUGUAUGGGGCGGAUGAUUUCUUGCCCAUGCUGACAUAUGUGAUGGCCCAGUGCGACAUGCCAGAGCUGGAUACUGAAAUACAGUACAUGAUGGAGCUACUGGACCCGUCGCUGCUGCAUGGAGAAGGAGGUUAUUACCUGACCAGUGCAUAUGGUGCAAUGUCUCUGAUCAAGAACUUCCAGGAGGAUCAGGCUGCUCGUGAGCUGAGCUCCGAGACCAGAAACACACUGCACCAGUGGCACCGCAGACGCACAACUCAGAGAACCACACCAUCUGUGGAUGAUUUCCAGAACUAUUUGCGGGUGGCACUGCAAGAUGCAAGCAGCGGCUGCACAGCCAAAACCCUUCAGGUUCAGCCUUAUGCCACAACAGAGGACGUGUGUCAGAUCUGCGCAGACAAGUUUAAAAUCUCAGACCCGGAAAACUACGCUCUUUUCCUCCUGACAGAAGAAACCACGCAGCAGCUGACGCUCGACACGCACCCGCAGAAGAUCAAGGCUGAACUGCACAGCCGGCCGCAGCCACAGAUCUUCUACUUCGUUUACCGGCAGAUCCAAAACUUCCCCGUCCUGUCAGAACAGCUCGACGACAACACUUCAGCAAACUGAAGAAGAGCAAAUCCUCUCAAAACUGAGUCCUCUGCUUCCCCAGGAACACUGCUGACGUCUGCAAUGUUUUGAGUGAAAAAGCCGAAGGGAAACGGAAUGUGCUGGAGGAAAAUAGGGAAGGAAGGAUGCGUCUGACAGAUGCAGCGGAUUUUAUGCUCUGUCUUCACUAUUUUCAUAAGGUUUUGGGAAGUGGCACACGAGUGUCACGAGAGAGAAGCUGCACCUAACCUGCACGUUUUAUCUGCUUCAUUAGAAUUGUUCAAACACAUUCAGGUUAGCAGAGAAAGAGCAGCGUUUGUAUUGUGUUUGAGUAUGCUUUGCACAUUACUCAUACAAUGUACAGUGCUCUCCCUUAAUAUUGACACCCUUGGUAAAUAUGAGCAAAGAAGGCUGUGGAAAAUGUCUCUGUUUAACUUUGUGAUCCUUUGCUUAAAAUAUUAGCAGAAAAACUCAACAAACAAUUGCAAACAACAUAUAAUUUUAUAUAUAAAAAAAAAUAUAUAUAUAUUGUUGAUGAAUAUGUGUGCUCUAAUUAUUAGGACCUACAUGAUCAACCCAGGCUCAUUCUGAUUACGUACCCCUAUAUACAUUUCUGGAGAGAGCAAAAUACAUCCCAGGAGCUACGUUUUUUUGUUGUUUUUGUUUUCACGAAUCCACUAGAGGCCGCUGUGUAUGCCUUUUCAGUUUUCAGAUUUCUUUUGCGAGUGCCAUUCACGCCUGCUGUUUUCAUGUACAUCCACCAGAGGCCGCUGUCAACUCGAACCCCAUUGUUGUUUUCAACUCCGCUCCGCUGCGCCCCAAGUCCGCCGAUGUAAAUGUCAAGCUACCAGACAAACUGGAAACAGCAGAAAAGCCAUACAGGGGCAAGCAGUCAGCUGGUAAGCGAUAAAUGGAACGGCGUCAUACCGCUCCGUAGUGUUUAUUUUAAAGAUGAAAUGCAGCCAUACGUGGCUCAGGCUACAUAAUUCACGAUGUCCAGAAAUGUGUAUAGGGCUACAUUUUCAGAAUGAGUCUAUGUUGUAUAUGAUGGAAUUUACAGCAUUCCUUUAGCUUCAAACUAUGGGCUGUGGCUUAAAAAAGCUCAUUUUCACCAUCAGGCCAAUAAGAAAUUCCAGUGAACAUUGUGUCUCUCUGUCAGGAGGAGAGUUCAGGCUGCCAAAACAUCUUAACAUUCACAGCUGGAGAAUCGCAGAAGUUAGUUGCCAUUAAUACUAGUGCGUUUUUGUUUUUAAAAAUAUAGGUUUAAUUACGUUUACACCUGGCAUCUGCACUACUUCGGCAUCUUUGACCCAGGAAAAUGAUUUAGCUCUUAAAUGCUAGGGGUUCUGUUUUAAUAUAGACAGGCUGAAACACGAGGUGUGACUAUCCACAAUCACUCCCUGAUUGUUCUUCUGGACUAAUGCUGAUCGUUCCCUGAUUCACCAAGCCCCUCUAAUAUGACAUCAGACAACCAGUAGACUGCAAUGCUGACCAAAUAUGCACAUGUCCAGUGAGAUGGUCACAUUUUAGGCGAUAGAGUGUAGACAGAGACUGUUUUUCUGAAAUAUAGUACAAACACCAGUCUACAUUUAUAAAUGAAAUACACUCAUGUAAAUGCAGCCUUAGUUGGGGCUUGGGCUGAGAAAGUCUUGAAAACUACAAUCUUCACCAAACUUUUCAACCCAUGACCCCCAAAAUAACAAUGCCAGUGACUCAUGGCCCCCAAUAUCCUCUUAUGUGGUUAUAAAUAUAUAAACAGCACACACAGUAGGCCCAAGUCUAUUCCUCAUUUAAACGUGAAUGCCGUAAAGGUGUGAAAGUUUUCCAUAAAAUCAAUGUGCUGCAUCUGACGCAUUUGCUGUGUUUUUAUUCUAACAUAAUCACCCUAGGAGUUGCAAAAAAAAAAAAGAAACGUUAGGCUGAUGGCUUUUUAUUUGCAUGUUGUUUUUUUAUGUAACUAUUGCCUUCAAAAUUUUUCUUCUGUAGGUUUUUGAUAAAAUAUGGUAAUUCUAAUAGUUUAAUAAAAUGAAUUAGAUUUUGGAAAUCCCCCCAAAAAUGUCAAAUCAAAAAUGUCAAACGAUGUUGCCUUCUUUGUUCGUAUUUACCAGUGGUGCCAGUAGUAGUGAGUGUACUCCAGGACUGUACAUCUCCUCUUUUAGGUUGUGCAUUCUUAAUUGACUGCUCUUUUCUGCAGGAUGCGAGCGUUGCAUUGAGGCGAAGACUUUUGUCAUUUGUUCAGUAAAAUGAACAUCUCAGUCCUUAAGGAUGUUGUGGACCAUUGUUUUUUAUGAUACUUAAUAUUUUUUUGCAGUUGCUGGUAAACUGCAUUCUUUUUAUAUAUAUAUGAUGUAUUGUUAUUAUAGUAGUGCAUGUAUCCUUGUGAUCAAAAGACCAAUUUAAAAAACCAGGCAUUGUUGCCAGUGAUGUUUUUAUCAUAUUGCUUUCGUAUGGAUUCUGACCGUUAUGUUUGUUGAAGUCAGUUGGGAUAGAGAUAGUAGAAAGUUAAAGGUUUAGUUCUUAAAUACUGUACUACUACUGACAAGCUACACAUUUAAGGCUUGUGGUAAACUGGGUCUCUGAUGUACUGAUUUUGGUUUUGAUGGGUUUUCCGCAAGUUGAACAGCUGGAAAGUUCUGUGUAAUGUAAGAGGAAUUAAAAAAAAAAACUUUUAAAGCAGGUUAAGAGUCAUUGGUAGGAACUAUCAAUGAACAGAAAUGAUUUUUGUUACUGUAAAUGCUAUCAGGGAAGGUCGAGUCAUAUCCAGGAGAAUAGCUCUUUGACAUUCAUAACUAUACUCAUAACCUCAGUAACUUACCAAGUAUUUCAUGCUCUACUAAUGUACUUUACAUUUGCAUGUUGUAUUGUAAACUCGGGGCAUUGUGUGUGUUUUUUAAUAAGAGACGGGGUGCUGGAAUGCUCUAAUCCUAUGUAAUGAUGAUAUUGAAACACUAGUCACAACUGAAACACAAACUACAUGUUUUAAAACGUUAUUUUAAGUCUGAUAAGUGUAUACAUAUUUAUAUACAAUCUGUGCAGGAAUUUCACAGAUUUGAGAAGUCUUUAUUAAAAAACUGUUAUUCAUUUGGAGAAAAGCUUAUACUCAUUCUUUAGUCAGUUCUUCAUAUUUGCCUUUUUGUCAGUGUACUCUUUUGCACAAUAAACUGAUGUUGAACAUUUGC